AUGAUGUUUGCUCCACUCGAUAAAUCCUCGGUGAAGUUGGGCAUGCGAGUGCAGAACCGCGCCGGCCUUACUGGUACUGUAAGAUGGAUUGGCAAUAUAGAUAAGAAGCAAAAUCCACUUGGUGUGAAAGGAACCUACGUCGGGGUCGAGUUUGAUGAGCCUACACUGUCGCCAGACCGCCAUGAUGGGUCCUGGGGAAAACAGCGCUACUUUACAUGUUCCCCUGGAAGAGGUGAGCUUUUAAAACCCAAAGCGAUUUACCCAGAGGCAAACCCCAAAUCUGUCGCGAUCCUUCGGCAACGCUAUGGAGACAAGGUUGCAGAUUGGCAUGACUUUGAACUGGUAAAGUUUUCCAUCGCUCGCAAUUUUGAAAUGACUGCAGUAUAUACUAUGCUUGAGAAUCACUUUGAGUGGGUAGCAAGUUUUAAACCAUCCUGUGAUGAGUACUUUCCAGAUUCCAUGUGUGAGGAUUACCCGUGUGGUUACAGCGGUGCAGUCGACUAUGAUAAUAACAUUAUAUAUUGUGAGCGUCCUGGUAAUGCAGGGAAAUGUACACCUGCUGCAUAUAUGGAGCGCUACUCACAUGCUGUUAUGACGCGUUGGCACGCUUGUGUCAUGGAAAUUGGGAAAAAGUUAAUGAGGGAAAACAAUUACAAAUUUAAACGUGUCUGUUACGUUGUUGAUCUUUCUAAUGUUGGAUUGACUAUGAACCGAUCUCUUAUUGCGUUCGGGCGAACAAUAGCGGCACUCGACCAGGCGAAUUAUCCAGAACACUUGGGGCGAUUGUUACUUGUGAACUGUCCGAAAUUUUUCCGUAUGCUAUGGAAGGUGUUUCGUAUGUUUAUUGAUUCUGAAACCGAUAAAAAAGUUAUUUUUGUGCCGCCUGGUGAUGGGGUGAAUGUGUUAAAGCGCUAUAUGCGCGAGGAAGACAUUCCUGAUUUUGCCGGGGGACCCAGUAAGGCAUGGCGGUCUAACAAUUGCCGCAUUGGAUCAGCCGAUCCUCUCAAGGUAUUCAAAGGAGUGACAACCAUACCAAGCGUCACGUCAGAUGAUCUGCUUGAGGGUUUUGAGGAGCCGGAUGAAGAGGGUCUUCCGCAGGAAGAUAAAAGGAACAACAGUUGCGGUGGUGUGGGCUCCUCCGGAUAUACUUCGGAAAGCAGCAGAAUGAGUGCUUCACACCAUUGA
This is a messenger RNA of Trypanosoma rangeli, 1185 nucleotides long. Its product is annotated as cytosolic factor SEC14. Gene Ontology annotation, cellular component: cytoplasm. NCBI's taxonomy places the organism in Eukaryota, Euglenozoa, Kinetoplastea, Trypanosomatida, Trypanosomatidae. The record is from RefSeq and is a predicted model, not a curated record. Bases 1 to 1185 code for a protein of 394 amino acids. The transcript has a single exon.